UCGAACCCACCUCGAACCCACCCACUCCCCUCGAUACCUCCGCCCACCAUGCCCUCCGAACCAACCGGCAACCCCAACUCCCACGACCCCUCCAAAUUCUCCACCCACCUCACGGGCACCUGUCUCUGCGGCAGCAUAACCGUCACCAUCACCGACUCGGAGCUCUUCACCAAGAAACGCGGCCACCUCUGCCACUGCGCCAACUGCCGCAAAGUCGCCGGAUCCUACGUUGCUUCCAACUUAAUGAUUGAGGAGGAGAAAGUCAAGAUUGAGGAUCGAGAUGGCACACUGAAGACGUAUGAGGACAAGGCUACGUUGAGUGGAGGGUCGGUUUUUCGAAGCUUUUGCUCGACGGACGGGAAUCCCAUUCGCUCCGUGACGAAACUGUAUCCCGGUAAAGUCAUCCUGAAGAUGGGUAUCUUCCCACGCAUCCCGCAGCCCGAGGCGGAAGGAUUUGGACUCCACAAGCAUGAUUGGCAAGGUGGACACGAAGGUAUUGAGACGUAUGAGAUCAAGUGGGCUGGGCCGGAGAAGAAGAGAAUGUGAGGAACGCAGCAAGGAAUGAAACGAAGAAGAGAAGGUUGGACAAGUAGUGCGCCGGAUAUGUAGUGUAGGAUGAGCUCGCAACCUUGAUGGACAUUUCGACAUACACAG
This is a messenger RNA of Zymoseptoria tritici IPO323, 654 nucleotides long. RefSeq lists its product as uncharacterized. The record is from RefSeq and is a predicted model, not a curated record. The coding region runs from base 49 to 546 and encodes 165 amino acids. The transcript has 2 exons. NCBI's taxonomy places the organism in Eukaryota, Fungi, Ascomycota, Dothideomycetes, Mycosphaerellales, Mycosphaerellaceae. Gene Ontology annotation, molecular function: carbon-sulfur lyase activity.